UCGGCCGAAUCCGUCGAAUACGGAGCAGUACGGAACGCAAAGGUCAUUCUACACCUGUCUACAUCGAUAAAAUGUCGAUAUUUCCGAGUCUUAUGGUCGAGCAUUAAUCUUUUACAAUUUACGUAGACGUGUCUGAUCACUUGGAUCGCGUGCCAGUCGCAGUUAAGAGCGGUACGUCACAUUUUAGGGAUCUCGAGUCACCUCAAGCAACCUCAAGAUAUCUUUGAUUGGAGGGGGAAUUGACGUGCGUGCGUGCGUACGUAUAUGCGUGCGAAUCUCUUUUACCUGCAUAGUGCUGUUUCAUACGUGCUUGUGUAUAUAUCAUCAUCUUACCCUCGUCGCGUCGCGUCAUUUGGCGGCGGACGUGCGGUGGGGAAAGGAAGAUUGUAGGUUAUGAAAAAAUCGUGCAAACACUGUACAAGCGUGAGUAACAUAUCGACGGUGUGUCUGCCGAAGACGAAUCGUAAUCGCGCGACGAGUCUCGGGGACGACAGUCUUUUGAACCUCGAUAUGAAGGAGCAGGAUAUACCCGAGUAUCUAGAGGGCUGCGGAUUAUCGGCUUGUACGGCUAGCAACGAGAUAUCCGAGGACGUGGAACUUCAACUGAUGCAUGACAAAAAGUUCUCCACCAUGUCAUCCUUUGGAAGUAGCAGCAGUAGCAGUCUGGUCGACUCCAAGAAGAUCGUUAUGAUCAAACAUCCAGACUCGAACAAGCUGAAACCCGCUGGUAAGAAGACCAAGCCGAUCCAGGCGGAGUUGGACGUGGGCAAGGAGUUCAUCCGAUGUAGGGAAGACUGCGUGAGGCGGUUGGACCUGAGCAAGGCCUGUAUCACGACUUUACCUAGUUCCGUAAAGGAACUGAAGCACCUACGAGAGUUCUAUCUCUAUGGCAACAAGCUGACGACUCUGCCACCCGAGAUUGGCUACCUGUCGAAUCUGGAGACGCUCGCGUUGAGCGAAAACUCGCUCACCAAUUUGCCCAACACUCUGGAGAAUCUCAAGUCGCUGCGGGUGCUAGAUCUCAGACACAACAAGCUCAUCGUGAUUCCAGAUGUAGUGUACAAACUCACGUCGCUCACCACGUUGUUCCUGCGCUUCAACCGUGUCAAAUAUGUCAAAAACAACAUAUGUAACCUGACGAAUCUUACCAUGCUGAGCUUUCGGGAGAACAAGAUCAAGGAACUGCCUGCAGGGAUAGGCGAGUUGGUCAAUCUUCUCACCUUUGAUGUCUCGCAUAAUCAUUUGGAGCAUUUACCUCCGGAAAUUGGCAAGUGCGUGCAAUUGUCUACCCUGGAUGUGCAACACAACGAACUGCUCGACUUGCCGGAUACAAUCGGCAAUCUGGUGUCGUUAACGAGACUAGGAAUCCGAUACAAUAAACUGACAAGUAUUCCUAAAUCAUUGGCGAACUGCAAGUUGAUGGAUGAAUUCAGUGUAGAGGGCAAUCAAAUAUCGCAUCUACCAGACGGACUGUUGGCUAGUCUGUCAUAUCUUACGACAAUCACUCUGUCUAGAAAUUUGUUUACUUCGUAUCCUGCAGGUGGUCCAGGCCAAUUCGUCAAUGCUUAUUCCAUCAAUGUAGAGCACAAUGAGAUCGACAAGAUACCCUAUGGCAUCUUCUCACGAUCCAAGAACCUUACAAAAUUGAACAUGAAGGAAAAUAAGCUGAACACUUUGCCGCUGGAUAUCGGUUCGUGGGUGGCAAUGGUCGAGCUGAAUCUUGGAACGAAUCAGCUGACAAAGCUCCCAGAUGACAUACAGUGCCUGCAAAGCCUGGAGAUAUUGAUUCUCUCUAACAAUGGACUGAAACAUAUUCCGACCACUAUAGUGAAUCUCCAAAAGCUGCGGGUGCUGGACCUGGAGGAGAAUUACAUUGACGUGUUGCCGAACGAGAUUGGGUUGAUGACCGAAUUACAAAAGCUGAUCUUGCAAUCGAAUAAGCUUACAGAGUUGCCACGCACAAUCGGUCAUCUGAGGAAUCUCACGUAUCUCAGCGUAGGCGAGAAUCAACUAACUUAUUUGCCAGAAGAGGUUGGCACCUUAGAGAGCUUAGAGUCACUCUACCUCAACGACAACAAGUCCUUGCACAAUCUGCCAUUUGAACUGGCAUUGUGCAAGAAUCUCGGUAUUAUGUCAAUUGAAAAUUGUCCGCUGUCGCAUAUACCAAUGGAAAUUGUAGCCGGUGGACCAUCACUGGUGAUUCAAUUUCUUAAGAUGCAAGGUCCUUAUCGACCAACAUCAAGAGCAAGAAAAAGAAGCAAAGCAUCAUCACAACAGCAAGAAAAUGAGGAAAGAGGAUUCCAGCAUUCAAGUGAUUGGAGUAGCAGUUGUAGCACCUCCAGCAGCGAUAGUAGCAUAAGUUCUAGUAGCAGUAGUAGUAGUAGUAGUAGCAGUAGUUCCUCGGAUAGCGAAUCGGAUUCUAGCGAUAGUGUGUCUAGUAGCAGUAAUAGCAGUACUACUAGUAGCAACAGCAGUCAUGGUUCCUACAAAAAGAAAUAACACAGAUGCUAUUGCGUGAAGUCGAGAAGAAAUUUUUUUUCGACUAUCUCUGGCUUUUGACAAAAUAUCAUUGUCCUAUCUGAGUACAAUGCCAUUUUGUCUUUAAGCAAAAUAACUCGAUAGAUGAAAGAGCAAGUUGGCGACAAAAUUCUUUAUGCCUUUUGUACAGUAACAAAUAUUUUUAUUUUAACAUCGAAGAU
Acromyrmex echinatior (Panamanian leafcutter ant) is the source of this 2699-nucleotide messenger RNA. RefSeq lists its product as uncharacterized. The record is from RefSeq and is a predicted model, not a curated record. Lineage: Eukaryota; Metazoa; Arthropoda; Insecta; Hymenoptera; Formicidae. Gene Ontology annotation, molecular function: zinc ion binding; nucleic acid binding.